Molecule: messenger RNA, 1168 nt
Organism: Pteropus alecto (black flying fox)
Lineage: Eukaryota; Metazoa; Chordata; Mammalia; Chiroptera; Pteropodidae
Gene: ATP5F1C
Product: ATP synthase F1 subunit gamma
Exons: 10
Coding region: 6-992 (328 amino acids)
Biological process (GO): proton motive force-driven ATP synthesis
Molecular function (GO): proton-transporting ATP synthase activity, rotational mechanism
Source: RefSeq, a predicted model, not a curated record
UGGGGAUGAAAGUGGGGUGGGAGGGGGCGGGGGGAGUCGGCUGCGCACGCGCGGUGAGGCCCGACUGGGCGACCUUCAGCGGGGCCGGUAGCACCAUGUUUUCUCGGGCGGGCGUCGUUGGGGUCUCGGCCUGGGCCGUGCAGCCGCAAUGGAUCCAAGUUCGAAAUAUGGCAACUUUGAAAGAUAUUACCAGGCGACUAAAGUCAAUCAAAAACAUCCAGAAAAUUACCAAGUCUAUGAAAAUGGUGGCAGCAGCCAAAUAUGCCCGAGCUGAGAGGGAGCUGAAACCGGCUCGCGUGUAUGGAAUAGGAUCUUUGGCUCUUUAUGAAAAAGCUGACAUUAAGGGGCCCGAAGACAAGAAGAAACACCUCCUGAUCGGAGUGUCCUCGGACAGAGGCCUUUGUGGUGCCAUCCACUCCUCUGUCGCUAAGCAGAUGAAAAACGAGGUGGCUACACUCACGGCGGCCGGGAAGGAAGUUAAGAUUGUUGGAGUUGGCGAUAAAAUUAGGGGUAUACUUCAUAGGACUCACUCUGACCAGUUUCUGGUGACAUUCAAAGAAGUGGGAAGAAAACCUCCCACUUUUGGAGACGCGUCGGUCAUCGCCCUGGAAUUACUAAACUCUGGCUAUGAGUUUGAUGAGGGGUCUAUCAUCUUUAAUCAGUUCAGGUCUGUCAUCUCCUACAAAACAGAAGAAAAGCCCAUCUUUUCCCUCAAUACCAUUGCGAGUGCUGAGAGCAUGAGCAUCUACGACGACAUUGAUGCCGACGUGCUGCAGAAUUACCAGGAGUACAGUCUGGCCAACAUCAUCUACUACUCUCUCAAGGAGUCCACUACGAGCGAGCAGAGCGCCAGGAUGACGGCCAUGGACAACGCCAGCAAGAACGCUUCUGAGAUGAUUGACAAGUUGACUUUGACUUUCAAUCGCACGCGUCAAGCUGUCAUCACAAAGGAGUUGAUCGAAAUCAUCUCUGGUGCUGCGGCUCUGGAUUAACGAAAAUCAAGUUUCGUCCUCAGACACGAGGUAAAGAAGGAAAAUCCAGCCACCUGAUUUUGUUUUUAGUUUAUUGCUGUCCUGGUCAGAAGAAAUUAUUGGUCCAUUGUUUAAAUUACUAAAGAUGGCAAGAUAUUUGUAAAUUACCUCAUAAUAAACAACUUAAAAUAAGAAAA